AUGGCGAAAGGUAAUGAGGAGUGUGUUGAUCUUCGUCAGUCGUGGAGACAUUUCAUGGUGACACCUGUAGAGCAAACACAUGCGCCAGUUGGUGUUGAGCAAGCGCAGAUAAAACGCGGUGAAUUUACACUCCUUCAGCGUUACCACCUGGUGGGGACAAACGCAGACGAGCAGUCGCUGUUCUUCCUAUCGCUAAUCAGCCCAAACGCGGAAUUGUUGCGGGCGACGUGCCAUCUGUUCAUUCAAUUGAAUUUUCAGUAUAGGCAACUCCUGCUUGAUAACGAGGAGAAGCUGACGUUGCUUCGCUUCCAUCAUGAGGAGCAGUUGACAAGUUUGCUUGAGGCCUCGAAUGCAGAGACACGAGAUAUGGUUGUGGGGUCAGAUGUUACGGAACAUUUCGUCCUGAAGCAUCAACGUGAGUUAGAGGAACACCAGGAAGAAAACCGCUUUUCCGAAAACACCCUCCUCUUAGAGCUCCGCCAAAAUUUCUUUACUUUCCUGAAGGCAUCUGCACAGGGUACGAUGGAUUCACUUGAAGGGGAGCCUGGGUGGUUGAAGCUGCGACAAAACGAUGAGCAGCACAAACGAGGGAUGAAUAUUGGAUAUUUUUGCGACGGUCGUGUUCCAGUACGUGUGGUGGAGCUGCCAAACCUUCUUGGGAGGAACUUAACUGGUUUUAGGCCAAAGGAUCCACUACUUCGGCCGAUUGUAGUCGAUAUCUCACCGCUGACGUCCUUGCGCGAAUGCCUUCAUUGUCUUUACUCGGAGGAGCGAGAUUCUGUUUUAGCUGUGGAGGAGCACCUGCUUCGCUUGUCGCGACAAGUCCAUGCGGUGUUGUUAUUCAUUGGUCUCGAGGACGAGGCAAUGCGCAUACUUUCCAGCAAUUAUGCGGAACUCUUCCUCGACCAAGAAAGCAUCUCCCCGUCAAGGCCAGCGCCAUGUUUCGUGCCUCUGCGCCAUCACCGCUGCUUGAGGGUUAUGCUUUCCACUCAACUGUGGGGAGCUAAUAUUAUCCUCCUGUGGACACCACAAGCUGCCAAUGGACGCCAUAACUGCGAACCGCUCAUUGUAGAAGAUGCCCUAAAUUUAGCUCUUUCUUGGAAUGCCGACAUGUUUACUGUUGCCGUGCUAGGCUCUGCAGCGCGUUCCCAUGCAACUUCCUCUCUGCACACCGAGGAUCCGACACGUGAAAUACCAAUGGAGGUUCUGCGCCAGCUGCAGUGCGGUGUAGGUCGGUUGGUAUUUGAGGCUGCAACCAUGAAAGCCUCUGCUGUAUGGGGUGGCUCCGAAGAAACGGAGCAGCGGCAGCAAAAGAACAAUUGGGAUGCCGGUCAGACAGUCCCUCAACUUGUGUCGGCCAGGGAGCCGCAAUUGGAGUUCAACUUGCCCAUGUCUAUACGUGUGUUCCUUCCUACCACUAUGGCCUCGCUAGAUGAAAGUGGUGAUCGCAGUGAGUCGUUGGAGCUCUCCCUUCAAGGAGGUGGUGGCGCUGCUGGACGGGUGGAGCGUCACGGGUUUAGGCAAGAUGAAGAUGUAGGUGAUGUGAGUGUUAUUGAUUCAUCGUCGCUCACAGAUGUGCACAGUAUAAGGCAUACCACCAACAGUAGUUUCUCCAGCAACAUCGGCAGCCGGAGAGAAACAGAUCGCCGUGGUCGACGGCAAAUGACUUUUGGAAGAUUGCUUGCAUACAACUUUGGUGAGUCGGCCGUACUCCGAUAA
Trypanosoma brucei brucei TREU927 is the source of this 1719-nucleotide messenger RNA. RefSeq lists its product as hypothetical. Bases 1 to 1719 code for a protein of 572 amino acids. The transcript has a single exon. NCBI's taxonomy places the organism in Eukaryota, Euglenozoa, Kinetoplastea, Trypanosomatida, Trypanosomatidae. The record is from RefSeq and is a predicted model, not a curated record.